UCGGGGACCGGACCGCUCGGCCCCGCAGCCCGACUCCCCGGCCGCCCCGUCCUCUGCGGAGCCCGCGGCAGCACGGGCUGCCGCCUCCGCAGCCAUGUGGGUCCCCACGGAGCACGAGAAGUUUGGCGUGGUCAUUGCUGGUUUUCGAGGAACGGUUCCCUAUGGCCUCUCGUUAGAGAUUGGUGAUACGGUGCAGAUCCUGGAGAAGUGUGAUGGCUGGUACAGAGGAUUUGCCUUAAAAAACCCAAGCAUCAAGGGUAUAUUUCCUUCCAGCUUCAUUCACUUGAAGAACGCCUCUGUUAAGGAUAAAGGGCAGUUUGAAAUGGUGAUUCCCACAGAGGACUCUGUAAUCACGGAAAUGACAUCCACUCUGAGAGACUGGGGGACCAUGUGGAAGCAGCUCUAUGUGAGGAAUGAGGGGGACCUGUUCCACCGCCUGUGGCACAUAAUGAACGAAAUCUUGGACUUGCGACGCCAGGUCCUCGUGGGCCACCUCACCCAUGACCGGAUGAAGGAUGUGAAACGGCACAUCACUGCACGCCUGGACUGGGGUAACGAGCAACUGGGCCUGGACUUAGUUCCUAGGAAGGAGUAUGCCAUGGUGGACCCUGAGGAGAUCAGCAUCACUGAACUUUACAGACUGAUGGAGCAUCGGCAUCGGAAGAAAGACACCAUGGUCCCUGCCAGCAGUCACCACCUGUUCAUCCAAAUGAAGAGUCUGAUGUGUUCCAACCUCGGGGAGGAGUUAGAAGUGAUUUUCUCCCUCUUUGACAGCAAGGAAAACCGACCAAUCAGCACCAGGGGCAGCAUCCUGGUUGAUGCCACGAGAGGUUUUUUUUUGCGCCUGAAUAGGAAUGGGUUGCCCAAGGCUCCAGAAAAGCCCGAACGCCACUGUUCCCUCUUUGUGGACUUGGGCAGCAGCGAGCUCAGGAAGGACAUCUACAUCACGGUGCACAUUAUCCGGAUAGGCCGCAUGGGGGCUGGGGAGAAGAAGAAUUCCUGCAACGUCCAGUACCGUCGGCCCUUUGGCUGUGCUGUGCUCAGCAUCGCAGACUUGCUGGCUGGAGACACCAAAGAUGACCUCGUCCUCAAAGUGUACAUGUGCAACACUGAAAGUGAGUGGUAUCAAAUCCAUGAAAACAUUAUCAAAAAGCUGAAUGCCCGCUACAACCUGACAGGCUCCAAUGCUGGGUUGGCCGUCUCCCUGCAGCUGCUGCAUGGGGACAUCGACCAGAUUCGGCGGGAGUGUACGUCGGUGUUCACGCAUGGGGUGUCCAUCACCAGGAAGCUGGGCUUCUCCAACAUCAUCAUGCCUGGUGAAAUGCGAAAUGAUUUAUACAUCACCAUCGAGAAGGGCGAGUUUGAGAAAGGAGGGAAGAGCGUGGCUCGGAAUGUGGAAGUGACCAUGUUCAUCGUGGACAGCAGUGGCCAGAAUCUGAAGGAUUUCAUCUCCUUUGGCUCUGGAGAGCCUCCGGCCAGUGAAUUCCACUCCUUCGUGCUGUACCACAACAACAGCCCCCGCUGGGCCGAACUGCUGAAGCUGCCCAUUCCUGUGGAUAAAUUCAGGGGCUCUCACGUCCGCUUUGAAUUCCGCCACUGUUCAACAAAAGAGAAGGGUGAGAAGAAGUUGUUUGGAUUCUCCUUCGUGCCCCUGAUGCAGGAAGAUGGGCGGACCCUGCCUGAUGGCACUCACGAACUCAUCGUACACAAGUGUGAAGAGAACACGAACCUCCAGGACUUUAGUCGCUACCUCAAACUCCCCUUUUCCAAGGGCAGCCUCCUCGGCAGCAACAGCCUAGCAGGGAAAACCACUAAAGAAUCUUUCUGGAUAACAUCUUUCCUCUGUUCCACAAAGCUCACCCAAAACGGGGAUAUGCUUGACCUCCUAAAGUGGCGAGCCCACCCAGACAAGAUAACAGACUGCCUCUCCAAGCUGAAAGAUAUCGAUGGGUCGGAGAUAGUGAAGUUUCUCCAAGACACGUUGGAUACUUUAUUUGGAAUUUUAGAUGAAAAUUCUCAAAAAUAUGGGUCAAAGGUAUUUGAUUCCUUGGUCCAUAUAAUAAAUCUACUGCAAGACAGCAAAUUCCAUCAUUUCAAGCCUGUAAUGGACACCUAUAUUGAGAGCCACUUUGCUGGAGCACUCGCCUACAGAGACCUUAUCAAAGUGCUGAAAUGGUAUGUGGACCGGAUCACUGAAGCAGAGCGCCAGGAGCACAUCCAGGAGGUGCUCAAGGCCCAGGAAUAUAUUUUUAAGUACAUAGUUCAGUCUCGGAGGCUGUUUUCCCUCGCCACUGGUGGCCAGAAUGAAGAUGAAUUCCGCUGCUGCAUCCAGGAGCUCCUCAUGUCAGUCCGAUUCUUCCUCUCUCACGAAAGCAAAGGGUCAGGAGCCUUAUCUCAGUCCCAGGCCGUUUUCCUGAGUUCCUUCCCAGCAGUGUACUCGGAGCUGUUGAAGCUCUUUGAUGUGCGAGAGGUAGCGAACCUGGUGCAUGACACCCUGGGCAGCCUGCCAACCAUCAUGCAUGUUGAUGAUUCUCUCCAGGCAGUGAAGCUUCAGUGCAUUGGGAAAACAGUGGAAAGCCAGCUUUACACUAACCCAGACUCCCGCUCCAUCCUGCUGCCUGUGGUCUUGCACCAUCUUCACAUGCACUUGCAGGAACAGAAGGACCUGGUCAUCUGUGCCCGGAUUCUGAGUAACAUCUUUUGCCUCAUCAAGAAGAACAGUUCGGAAAAAUCUGUCUUGGAGGAAAUUGAUGUGAUUGUGCACAGUCUGCUAGAUAUCCUGCUGAGAACCAUCCUGGAGAUCACCAGCCGGCCUCAGCCUGCGGGAACUGCCAUGCGGCUCCAGUUUCAGGAUGUCACCGGCGAGUUUGUCGCAUGUCUCUUGUCUCUGUUACGGCAGAUGACAGACCGACAUUAUCAACAGCUUCUUGAUGGCUUCAGCACCAAGGAGGAGCUGAGGGAUUUCCUACUGCAGAUUUUCACUGUGUUUCGAAUCCUGAUUCGGCCUGAGAUGUUUCCUAAGGACUGGACUGUCAUGCGCUUGGUGGCUAACAAUGUCAUCAUUACAACAGUGCUGUACCUCUCGGAUGCACUAAGGAAGAACUUCUUAAAUGAAAACUUUGAUUACAAGAUCUGGGACUCCUACUUUUACCUCGCAGUCAUUUUCAUCAACCAGCUGUGCCUGCAGUUGGAGAUGGUCACACCUUCCAAAAAGAAGAAAGUGUUGGAAAAGUAUGGAGAUAUGCGGGUGACCAUGGGCUGUGAGAUCUUCAGCAUGUGGCAGAACCUGGGGGAGCACAAACUCCACUUCAUCCCUGCGCUCAUCGGCCCCUUCCUAGAAGUGACUCUGAUUCCUCAACCGGACCUGCGCAGUGUCAUGAUUCCCAUCUUCCAUGACAUGAUGGACUGGGAGCAGCGGCGCAGUGGCAGCUUCAAGCAAGUGGAGGCCAAACUGAUCGACAAAUUGGACAGUUUGAUGUCUGAAGGAAAAGGGGACGAGACAUACCGGGAGCUCUUCAACAGCAUAAUCCCACUAUUUGGUCCAUAUCCUAGCCUCCUAAAGAAAAUUGAGCGGGAAACAUGGAGAGAGAGUGGCGUUUCAUUAAUUGCCACUGUAACACGCCUGAUGGAGAGGCUCCUGGACUACAGGGACUGCAUGAAGAUAGGGGAAGUGGAUGGCAAAAAAAUUGGCUGCACCGUGAGCCUCCUGAACUUUUAUAAGACUGAACUGAACAAGGAGGAGAUGUACAUUCGCUACAUCCACAAACUCUAUGAUUUGCACCUGAAAGCCCAGAACUUCACAGAGGCGGCCUACACACUCUUGCUGUAUGAUGAGCUGCUGGAGUGGUCUGACCGGCCGCUAAGGGAGUUCUUGACCUACCCCAUGCAAACUGAGUGGCAGCGCAAGGAAUACCUUCACCUCACCGUCAUCCAGAACUUUGACAGAGGCAAAUGCUGGGAGAACGGCAUUAUCCUGUGCAGAAAGAUCGCUGAGCAAUAUGAGAGCUAUUAUGACUAUCGGAACCUCAGCAAGAUGAGGAUGAUGGAAGCUUCUUUAUACGACAAAAUUAUGGACCAGCAGCGUCUGGAGCCGGAGUUCUUUAGAGUUGGAUUUUAUGGGAAAAAAUUUCCAUUUUUCCUGAGAAACAAGGAGUUUGUGUGCCGCGGGCAUGACUAUGAACGUCUGGAGGCUUUCCAGCAGCGCAUGUUGACUGAGUUUCCACACGCCAUCACCAUGCAGCACGUCAACCAGCCCGACGAGACCAUCUUCCAGGCCGAGGCGCAGUAUCUGCAGAUCUACGCGGUUACUCCCAUCCCGGAGAGCCAGGAGGUCCUGCAGAGAGAGGGCAUCCCAGACAACAUCAAGAGUUUCUACAAAGUGAACCACAUCUGGAGAUUCCGCUAUGACCGGCCAUUCCACAAGGGGACCAAGGACAAGGAGAAUGAAUUCAAGAGCCUGUGGGUAGAAAGGACUUCCCUGAUCCUGGUGCAGAGUUUGCCUGGCAUUUCCCGCUGGUUCGAGGUGGAGAAGCGUGAAGUGGUGGAAAUGAGUCCUCUGGAGAAUGCCAUUGAGGUACUGGAAAACAAGAACCAGCAGCUGAAGACCCUUAUUAGUCAGUGCCAGACACGGCAGAUGCAAAAUAUUAACCCACUCACCAUGUGUCUGAAUGGAGUUGUCGAUGCUGCCGUCAAUGGAGGAGUAUCCAGGUACCAGGAGGCGUUCUUUGUGAAGGAGUACAUGCUGAACCACCCAGAGGAUGGAGAGAAGAUCACGCGGUUGAGGGAGCUGAUGCUGGAGCAGGCGCAGAUCCUGGAGUUUGGCUUGGCCGUGCACGAGAAGGUUGUGCCACAGGAUAUGAGGCCUCUGCACAAAAAGCUAGUUGACCAAUUCUUCGUGAUGAAGUCCAGCUUGGGCAUCCAGGCACAGGAGUUCUCCGCCUGCAUCCAAGCCAGCCCAGUGCACUUCCCCAACGGGAGCCCGCGAGGCUGUCGGAACUCCGCUCCUGCAUCCAUGAGCCCGGAUGGUGCCCGUGGGAUCCCUCGGCGCAGCCCAUUAAGUUACCCAGCAGUCAAUAGAUACUCAUCAUCUUCACUGUCAUCGCAAGCCUCUGCCGAAGUCAGUAACCUCACGGGCCAGUCUGAGAGCUCUGAUGAAGUCUUCAACAUGCAGCCCAGCCCAUCUACCUCAAGCUUGAGCUCAACUCAUUCUGCUUCUCCUAACGUGACCAGCUCGGCCCCAUCCAGCGCCAGAGCCUCGCCCCUCCUCUCCGACAAGCACAAACAUUCCCGGGAGAACGCAUGCCUGUCCCCCCGAGAAAGGCCGUGCAGUGCCGUCUACCCCACCCCUGCGGAGCCCUGCCAGAGGAUGCUGUUUAAUCACAUUGGAGAUGGAGUUCUGCCUCGGAGUGACCCGAGUCUCUCGGGCCCUGAGAAAGCUGUGAACCCCAUUCCCAGCAGCUGGAGCCUGGACACUGGGAAAGAAGCCAAGAGCAUGUCAGACGGAGGGAAAUUUAUCUCUCCCCCGGUCCCGCCGAGGCCCACUCAGACUGCUUCUCCAGCAAGACAUGUGGCAGCUGUGUCCCCAUCUCCUGCUGGGCGAUCUCCAAUGAAGGGCUCCGUGCCAUCAUUCACACCAUCUCCGGUGGACUAUCACUCCUCAGGACUGAUCUCCAACUCCCCAGCCCUGUCGGGGAGCUACAGCAGUGGCAUCUCCUCCCUCAGUCGUUGUAGCACAUCUGAAACCUCAGGCUUUGAAAAUCAAGGAAGCGAGCCCACGGUUGUGGCGGUGAGCUACAGUGUCCCCGAGGAGCCGGUGCGGAAGGAGAGCAAGACCCCACCCCCAUAUAGUGUCUACGAGCGGACCCUGCGGCGCCCUGUCCCGCUACCUCACAGCCUCUCCAUCCCCAUCCCUGCUGAGCCCCCAGCCCUGCCACCCAAGCCCCUCCUGGUGCGCUCCAGCAACCUGGACAAUGUCAGUCGGAGGACAGAGCCGGCCCCACGCCCUAGGCCGCUCCCACGGAAGGUGUCUCAGCUCUAAGCCACCUCUUGGGGGCCUCUGGCGGCCUGGGCCAAGGCCCUGGAAGGAAGGACGUGGGCGGGAUCUAGGCCGAGGCCCCAGAAGGAAAGAUGCGGGUGGGUUCUGGGUCAAGGCCCUCGAAGGAAGGACGUGAGCAGGAUCUGGGCUGAGGCCCCCAGAGGGAAGGAAGCAGGCAGGGACCUGGGCUGAGUCUCAGGAAGAAAAAAUGUGGGAGGGUUCUGGACUGAAGCCCCAGAGGAAAGGACGUGGGUGGAAGCCUGGGCAGAAGCCUGGAAGGAAAGACGCGGGAGGGUUCUGGGCCAAGGCACCGGAAGGAAGGACAUGAGCAGAGGCGGAGGGUGUUGGCACUUUACUCCUUUUCUGAUUCUCUUUAAGUGAAUGACGUAAAACUUGCUUAGCCCUAGUUAGUUGCACAGUGUCCCAUUCAGUGACUGUUCUAGGACGCCAGAGCACAGAGAGAGAGAGAGAGAGAAAUAGAGAGAGAGAGAGAGAACUUCAAAAAAACAGACUCUUGAAGUUCAAAGUGGUAAAUUGUGACACAGACCUUUUUGUAUCUUUUUAUGUUCCCUUUUUUUUAACCUAGUUUACUCUUCAAACUCACACAAAACUGUCCUUUAGGUUACCGUGGUGUAGUUUUUACUGAAAACUUGAUACUUCAAAAAAGCUUCUUCUCAAAACCAAUGCAUUCCCUAACCUGCAUAUUCUUCACCUAGGAGACCCGUGGAAUUGGGUCAGCAGCAGCCAGUGCCAACUGGUCUGGCCAGUGCUGUGAGAGACAAGAUUAGGUUAGAUAGACCAUCCGUCCAAAUACCCAUCUACCCUCAGGGGGCUGUCAGCGUCUUUCGUGAACCGGGCUCAGUUUGAAAAGUCAAAGAUUGCUGGGAGUUGACAGGGGCAGCCUGCUAACCACACCCUCAGAGGACACAGCACUGGCAAAUCAGCUCCUUGGGGCUCCAUUAGAGUUUGCAGAUGGAGCUGGUGACAUUUCUAUUUCUUUAAAGGUGCCAUUUACCUUCGGUAUCUCUGCAGCUAGCCCCGACAUGGUUCCUUCUUGGCCGACGCUGUUGGAGUUGUUCUUCCAAACCUGAAACCAUCUUCCAUAAAAUUCGUCAUUGAGGAUGAACAGAUGUUCAAGCAUUAAAUAGGCACAAAUAAAUGUUUCCCAUUAACAGAGCUCCUGGAAUCGAUACUAGCCAGUAUUAAUUCAAUACAGCAAAUAGAAGGGGAGUAUACUCUUCAAGAAUAUCUAUUAGCCUGAUGAAACAGCAUCGGGACUUGGAAAAGACAAGGGCAUUAAUUCAAUUCUGCACAAAAUAGAAAAAUCCCAAACCACUCUUUCAUCUCCUUUCCCCCUUUCUGCCCUCUUCCCCUCCCCCCCUCCCAUCAUCACCACCACCGCCUCCUCCCUAGAGCUAUCCUGAUUCCCCUGACCGAGUUAGGCCUUUCCAGAAGGGCUCUGAACUCUCCGUUCUCCCUUCUAGUAGAAACUCUGACCCCCAGCACCUGCAGGCCACUGAAGGCGGUGACCCAAGACCCCCUCAAAGGGUUGUGGCGAAGCACCUUGUAUGUACUUUUGUAUUUUGUACUUUUUCUUUUCUCUGAUUGGCUGUGUAGAAAACCCUCAUUGGACAGCGGACCAGGGAACUGAGUUUCAGACCAAGAGGUUCAAAUCUAUUCUAUCUCUUGUGUCAGGAACCCGAUGUGGGUUUAACUGUUGUCUGCUUUUGUUGCCAGCCAACUCGGAAGAUGGUGACCACUUUUUUAUAUUUUCUCUCAGUGAAACUGUUCAGCAGCUGUCAAGGGUGAUGAUAGAGGUUUUCUAUAAUAAAUGUCCAAGUAUUUUUGUACAUAACUGGUUAAUUUUAAUAAGAUAUACCAUGACGUGUAAAAAAAUGAAAUAAAAGCAAACUGUUGUGUAUGCAGUAUGAUUGUUAUAAUUAUGCCAAACACUUUAUGUAUGGAAAAAAGAAUAUUUGUACAUAUGUGCUUUUAACAAUAAUUCUGCCAUAUUGACUUUACAAUUUUGAAUGUCAGAAGAAAUUAAUAUAUGUUAAAAAUAUUUAUGUUUUAGUGAAAGUAUUCAUAAUCCAAGAACCUGUGGAUUUUAGCUUUGCAACCUGAAAUUUCUCAAACCUGCUCUUGCUUUUGAAGAGAACACUUUGCAUUUGUCAUCACAUGCUCCGAGCUGGAGGAGGCUACGGAUUCCUGUGACUCCCAAGAGGCCAUGCCUCCCAUUCAAGUUGGGUGUCACCUGUCCAUCCGAUAACAAAGCUGCUUUGGUUUCCUCACCCUGUGCAGUUUAAUGGGUUUGUUGACUCGUGCCUGAGCACAGAAUGAAUCAGUGUUAACUGCUCAGGAAGCCAUUUUGGAUUCUGGCAGUGAGCAGAAUUGUUGCAUUUAUCACGUACGUGUGUUAUGGGAGUCCUUUUUGCAGCCGAACACUUCAUGCGAUUCUGUUUGCCCUGAUGUUCAUGAUGUUUCUGCAGAAUGGUCAAUAUGAAAUAAAAGGACUCGAUUAAUCGUAA
Messenger RNA from Ornithorhynchus anatinus (platypus), 8562 nucleotides. RefSeq names its product dedicator of cytokinesis 4 (gene DOCK4). Gene Ontology annotation, molecular function: small GTPase binding; GTPase activator activity; guanyl-nucleotide exchange factor activity. Gene Ontology annotation, cellular component: cytoplasm; plasma membrane. NCBI's taxonomy places the organism in Eukaryota, Metazoa, Chordata, Mammalia, Monotremata, Ornithorhynchidae. The record is from RefSeq and is a predicted model, not a curated record. Gene Ontology annotation, biological process: cell chemotaxis; small GTPase-mediated signal transduction.